Messenger RNA from Chanos chanos (milkfish), 1848 nucleotides. RefSeq names its product sterile alpha motif domain containing 1a (gene samd1a). The record is from RefSeq and is a predicted model, not a curated record. The transcript has 8 exons. NCBI's taxonomy places the organism in Eukaryota, Metazoa, Chordata, Actinopteri, Gonorynchiformes, Chanidae. Gene Ontology annotation, cellular component: nucleus. Bases 1 to 1392 code for a protein of 463 amino acids. Gene Ontology annotation, biological process: negative regulation of DNA-templated transcription. Gene Ontology annotation, molecular function: DNA binding; chromatin binding; histone binding.
AUGUCUGAACCGAAGUACCGCGAGUGGAUUUUGGACACCAUAGAUUCACUGCGAUCAAGAAAAGCACGACCAGACCUCGAAAGAAUUUGUAGGAUGGUCCGAAGACGACAUGGGUCCGAACCAGAUCGAACCUGUUUAGAACUCGAAAAACUGAUCCAGGAGCAAACGGUGUUGAAAGUGAACUACAAGGGUUCAGUUUCCUAUCGUAACGCGGCAAAGGUACAACGAAGUAGAAGAAAAAUAGAUCGGGCAAGCAGCAAAUCUAUGGUAAAACAAACAAUACUCCCCGACUUAGGCAACGGCGACAGCUCUCUUAGUCCCACAGAUGAUCAGAUGGGGGAUAUGGAAGUAACGCUAAGCAACCAGUUUGACCCCGUGUCUGUCACGCCGACUGGUCCUGCAGAACAUCAAGUGGCUGUGAUUCGCACGAAUGAAAAUGGUUACAUGACCCAGACCACAGUCCCUGUGGCUUCGGAGAGGGAGACAGUCAAUCGUAGGACAGACAGCUGCGUACGCGAAGUAGAAACGAAGUCAUCGGUGCGACUCUCGAACUCGCUGGCAGAAGGAGAUGCUUGUGAGAAGGAUGUAAAGGCAGCAAUAGAAGGUGUAGACAGUGGUGUGGAUGAGGAUGAGGUAGACAGCAGCCUGAAUGCCUCGUACACGCAGGAUGCCAGAGACUCCAUCACUGGCUUUGAUUCCUUCACCAGCAGUGACACCAGGAUACCCACAGAUUCAUCCACUUCAACAAAGCCAACAGCCUCCCUAAAACAAGAGCAUGCCUGUGCUCAUGCAGAGAUUGUAUUGCCUGGAUUUCAAGGAGAUACAGCAGUGGUGGAUAUGGGGAAGCAGCCACUGGCCAUCUGUCCCUCUGUUCAGAGGAGCCCACUGAGGGGAGAGGAGGAGGGGCUGAGAGCGGAGGAGAGCGCGCUAACUCCUGACGAGCUGCUGGCAGACUGCAGAGGCGCGCUGCAUCAAGAUGAAGCAGUGCAGGUUUGUGGUGGACCUCAGACAGGUUUUGUCUUGUUACAACAAGGAAAAGAGAGUAAUAAAGGGGUAGAUGCCAUGACUCGCUCCCAGGAUGUGAAUGCAGCUGAAAAUGGAGAGAAGAAAAGAGGAAGUUUUCUGAAGAGGGAGGAGAUUGGGCAGGACCCUCUACAGUGGAGCGUGGCAGAUGUGGCGAGUUAUUUUUCAGCUGUGGGGUUUCCUGAGCAGGCAGUGGCUUUUCGAACACAGGAAAUAGAUGGGAAGUCCCUGCUCCUGAUGCAGCGUAGUGAUGUAUUGACUGGUCUGUCAAUUAGACUUGGUCCCGCCCUCAAGAUAUAUGAGCAUCACGUGAAGGUACUGCAGAGAAGCCUCUUCCAGGAUGACAGUGACCUCUGUUCAAAGCCCUGAAUCCCUGCUCUCUGAUGAGCAUCUGUUGUCCUUUAAAGACAUAUAUAGAACCACAAAACUGUGAGCCCAGACCACUAAGGGCAAACAUGAACUAUAUCUGAGACCAGAUUCAUACUCCUCUUUCAUCAAUUUCUCGAUCAUUUUUAUCUCCCUCUCUCUCCGGGACUGAUGAAGGCGUGAUGCUCUCUGUCAUCAAGCCUUGACUGUUUCUCUCUCUCUCUCAUCACGCCCUGUCUCUUUCUCUCUCAUCAGUCACAGUGAGACAGCUUAGUGGAGUGAUACUGUUUUUAUGGAGUUGAAGACUGUUUAGUUUCCUGCAUCAGUAUGUGUUCUGAAUUUAUUCUGUUUGAAAUGUAUCUCAGUGUUUUGUUGGUUGAAAUUUACUUAUUCUUCUGUGCAAUUAAUGACAAGGCGUACGAUGGUAUUAGCAUUCUUUACCAGGAAUUGUAUGUAAGG